GUCGUCGUCAUCAUCAUCAUCAUACUAUUAGGCAUAGCUCUCUCUAAAAAGUCACCCCAAAACUCAGUCUACACAAACACUACUCGAUCUCUCCAUUUCUCUCUCCGUAUAUACGUUCUGUAUCGUAUCUAUAUGUAUAGAUAUAGAUACAAUACAAUAGAAGAUAGAUAGAUAUAGAUAUAUACAGUUUAUUCGAUCCGAUCUCUCUCAGAAUCAAUGGCUUCAGCUGGAAAUCCUAACCAGCCAGGUGGAGGCCCAUUCGAUAUGCACAAGUACUUCAAACCCUCACCGCCAUCGCCGACGCCACCUGGGUCAGCUUCGGGGAAUCCCAAUCCCCAAAACCCCAAUAACCCUAAUUUGAUGAUUUCUUCGCCGUUUCCUCCACCGUCUGCUUCUUAUCCCCCGCCGAACGGAGGCGGAGGCGGCGUUCCUUACUCGUUCGCGCCUCAGACCUCGCCAUUUCACCACCACCCGCAGUUCCACCUCCACAUCCCUCAGUACAGCGGCCCGCCUCCGCAAGGGGACGCCCAGUUCGCCAACUUGCACCAGCAGAGAUCCAUGUCUUUCCCUACUCCGCCUCUCCAACCCCCGCCCGCCAGUCCUCACCAGUACCAGAACCCGAAUACUAGCCCCAAUCCAGGUGCUCGGCUCAUGGCGCUCUUGAGUGCGCCGCCGCCUUCCGCUCACGAAAUCCAACAGCCCUCCAUGCCAGUGCCCGCCAUUCAGCCUACCACUUCUGGGUCCGAUCUUUCAGAGUUUUCAGUGCCGACCAGUGUUCCUUUGAUGCCCUCAGUUCCAGGUAUUGGUAUCAUACAUGCGGGUUCAGGACCUAUGCGAAUGCCGAGCAGUAAGUUGCCUAAAGGCCGGCAUUUGAUUGGCGAUCACAUUCUAUAUGAUAUCGAUGUUAGAUUGCCUGGUGAGGUGCAGCCCCAACUCGAGGUUACUCCCAUUACAAAGUAUGGUUCGGACCCUGGGCUCGUUCUUGGCCGGCAAAUUGCAGUUAACAAGACAUACAUAUGUUAUGGACUUAAGAUGGGCAAUAUACGGGUCCUUAACAUCAAUACUGCUUUGAGAUCAUUGCUUAAAGGUCUUUCUCAGAGGGUUACAGACAUGGCUUUCUUUGCAGAGGAUGUUCACCUUUUGGCUAGUGCAAGUGUUGAUGGACGGAUUUAUGUAUGGAAAAUCACUGAAGGACAAGAUGAGGACGACAAGCCACAAAUAAUAGGCCGGAUAGUCAUUGCUAUUCAAAUUGUGGGAGAAGGAGAAUCUUUUCACCCACGAGUCUGUUGGCAUUGCCACAAGCAAGAAAUUCUUGUUGUUGGGAUUGGAAAAAGAGUUCUGAAAAUUGAUACCACUAAAGUUGGAAAAGGUGAAGUAUUUUCAGCAGAAGAACCCCUGAGGUGUCCAGUUGACCGCUUGGUUGAAGGUGUCCAGCUUGUUGGUACUCACGAUGGAGAAGUGACUGAUUUAUCGAUGUCUCAGUGGAUGAUCACUCGUCUUGUAUCUGCUUCAGUAGAUGGCACGAUAAAGGUUUGGGAGGAUCGCAAAUCAACUCCAAUUGCUGUACUGCGGCCACAUGAUGGCCAACCUGUAAAUUCUGUUACAUUUUUGGCUGCUCCAAACCACCCUGACCACAUCAUACUAAUUACUGGGGGCCCACUUAAUCGAGAAGUGAAGAUAUGGUCAUCAGCAAGUGAAGAAGGCUGGUUGCUUCCAACUGAUGCUGAAUCAUGGCAUUGUACACAGACAUUAGAGCUGAAGGGUUCAGCUGAAACUCGAGUUGGGGAGGGAUUUUUUAAUCAAGUUGUGGCCUUGUCUCAAGCUGGUUUACUCUUAUUGGCAAAUGCCAAAAAGAACGCCAUAUAUGCAGUGCACCUAGAAUAUGGUCCUAACCCGGCCGCAACAAGGAUGGAUUACAUAGCCGAAUUUACUGUUACUAUGCCAAUACUUAGUUUCACUGGGACGAGUGACCUACUGCCAAAUGGUGAACAGAUAGUUCAGGUGUAUUGUGUUCAGACACAGGCUAUUCAGCAGUAUGCUCUGGACUUAUCACAGUGUUUACCUCCUCCAUUGGAGAAUGCCAUGUUUGAGAGGUCAGAAUCUAGUGCUUCACGUGAUGCUAAUAUUGAAGGAUUUUCUCAGAUGGAAUCUUCUGGAAGUAAAUCAACAGAAUUACCUAUAUCUAACCCUACUCCAAAAUUACCUAUUCCUGAUUCUAGUUCUGAGAGUGCACCAUCUGGGAGACAUCCUGUGAGCUCUGCCUCUACUGAGGUAACCACUUCACAAGAAUUUGCUACUUAUAGCAUGGAAAGUAAACCAGAUGCCAUUUCUUGUUCAAACACUGAUACUGAUAUUGCACCCACUUCAUCACCUCCGCUUCCUUUGAGUCCUAGAUUAUCUCGUAAACUUUCUGGCUUCAGAAACCCAUCAAACAGCUUUGAACCCAGCUCUAUUAAUGAUCAUGGUGGAGAUCCAAAAGUUGUUGAGUAUUCUGUAGACAGGCAAAUGGACUCCAUUCACACCAACUUGUCUGAUGUAGGCCCCUUAAAUGAUGAGGCUAGGAAUGAUGAAAGCAAAGUUUCCCACGAGGAUGCUUCAUCAGGUCUCAGUCACCCUAUCAAGUUCAAGCAGCCCACUCAUCUGGUUACUCCUUCUGAGAUAUUGAUGGACUCUUCUUCUGAAAUGAACCAUAUUAUUGAGCAGAAGAGUGAAGACAUACAGGAUGUUUUAGUCAAUAAUGAGGCAAGAAAUGUCGAGGUGGAAGUUAAGGUUGUUGGUGAAUCAAGAUUUAAUCAUAAUAAUGAUAUUGGUUCUCGAGAACUUCACACUUUUGUGUCAGACAACAAGGAGAAAGCAUUUUGCUCUCAAGCAUCUGAUCUUGGGAUGGAAAUGGCACGAGAAUGUCGUGCCUUGUCACCUGAAACCUAUAUUGCCGAGGAUUCUAGGCAAUUUGAUGGGACCAAUGGAAGCGAGGAUUUGGCCCAACCAUCAAGUAAUCAAGAGGAGGAGCAUGACUCUACAAGUAAUCUCUCUGGAAAGGAAUUAGAUUCAAAAAUCCCUGUUCCUGUUCAACAACAAACUGAACAGAGUGUAAAGGGCAAGAAACCGAAAGGGAAGAAUCCUCAGGGUUCUGUGCCACCAUCAGCAUUACCUAGUGCUUUUAAUUCAACAGAUUCCUCUAAUGAAGCAGUUGUCAGCUCGAGUAACUCCUCCAUGGAAGCUGCAUUUUCACAGAUAUUGUCUAUGCAAGAGAUGCUGAAUCAGCUCAUGUCCAUGCAAAAAGAAACACAGAAGCAGAUGGGCAUGAUGGUUGCUGUUCCAGUAACCAAAGAAGGAAGAAGGCUUGAGGCAGCCUUGGGACGCUGCAUGGAGAAAGCUGCCAAGUCCAAUGCUGAUGCUUUAUGGGUUCGUCUUCAAGAAGAAAGUGCAAAGCAGGAAAAGCUAUUACGUGACCGUACUCAACAGAUGACUAAUAUGAUCUCCAACUGCUUAAACAAGGACCUGCCGGGGCUUGUAGAAAAAAUAGUGAAGAAGGAAUUAAGUGCCAUUGGUCAAAUUGUUGCACGGACUGUAACACCCAUUAUAGAGAAAGCAGUAUCCUCAGCUAUCUCUGAAGCCUUUCAGAAGGGUGUUGGUGAUAAGACAGUGAGUCAAUUGGAGAAAACAAUCAAUUCUAAACUUGAAGCCACCGUCGCCAGGCAAAUACAAGCACAAUUUCAAACUUCUGGCAAACAAGCUCUUCAGGAAACAUUGAAAUCCACUCUUGAAGCUUCAGUAAUCCCUGCCUUUGACAUGUCAUGCAAGGCAAUGUUUGAGCAGGUUGAUGCUACCUUUCAAAAAGGAAUGGCUGAACACACUACUGCUGCUCAACAGCAAUUUGAGUCACUGCAUUCGCCUUUGGCACUUGCUUUACGGGAUGCAAUAAAUUCAGCAUCAUCAAUGACUCAAACCCUUAGUGGUGAGUUUGCUGAAGGUCAAAGAAAGCUGCUUGCUUUAGCGAGUUCCAAAGCUACAAAUCCAAUUGUUAGCCAAUUAAGUAAUGGGCCCAUGCACCAAAUUGAGAAGUUUGAGGCACCCCCUGAUCCAACCAAAGAGUUAUCUAGACUGUUAGCAGAGAGAAAGUAUGAGGAGGCCUUCACUGCAGCCUUGCAAAGAAGCGAUGUGUCUAUUGUAUCAUGGCUAUGCUCUCAGGUUGACCUGCCUGGAAUUUUGUCAACGAAUCCUCUCCCUUUGAGUCAAGGAGUACUCCUCUCACUUCUUCAGCAGUUGGCAUGUGACAUUAGCAAUGAAACAAGCAAGAAACUAUCAUGGAUGAGAGAUGUGCUAACGGCCAUAAAUCCAACUGACCCAAUGAUUGCAAUGCAUGUACGCCCUAUCUUUGAGCAAGUAUAUCAGAUCGUGAACCAUCACCGUGGUCUUCCCACAACCGCUGCACCUGAACUAUCCAACAUUCGGCUGAUUAUGCAUGUUAUAAACUCUAUGCUGAUGACCAGUAAAUGAUUUUUAAGCCCAAGAAUGUUCAAAAUCUGGUGAAUACAGAAGCAUGUACAUAUUCUAGGGAUAUUCAUAUAGAGGUAACUCUGUCUGGUCUCUCUGACACUGUUGGAGUUUAUCUGUCCCCUUUGUCCCUUCCUUCCUUUUUGAUAUUUUGAGGUGAAAUGUGUAACAGCUUGUGUGGAAUCUGUGGAUAUUCCAGUUGGAGGUUUAGUUCAUUUUGGAUAUACAUAUUCCUUUUUGAACUGGGACAUUCUAUUCUUCUUCAAUUUGUACUGAAUGAAGUGUUUUUUUUUACCAAGUA
This is a messenger RNA of Ipomoea nil (Japanese morning glory), 4798 nucleotides long. RefSeq names its product enhancer of mRNA-decapping protein 4-like. Gene Ontology annotation, biological process: deadenylation-independent decapping of nuclear-transcribed mRNA. The record is from RefSeq and is a predicted model, not a curated record. The coding region runs from base 217 to 4500 and encodes 1427 amino acids. Gene Ontology annotation, cellular component: P-body. Gene Ontology annotation, molecular function: protein binding. The transcript has 12 exons. NCBI's taxonomy places the organism in Eukaryota, Viridiplantae, Streptophyta, Magnoliopsida, Solanales, Convolvulaceae.